Heteronotia binoei (common prickly gecko) is the source of this 1729-nucleotide messenger RNA. Its product is annotated as cholinesterase-like. NCBI's taxonomy places the organism in Eukaryota, Metazoa, Chordata, Lepidosauria, Squamata, Gekkonidae. The record is from RefSeq and is a predicted model, not a curated record. The transcript has 4 exons. Gene Ontology annotation, cellular component: plasma membrane. The coding region runs from base 17 to 1729 and encodes 570 amino acids. Gene Ontology annotation, molecular function: acetylcholinesterase activity. Gene Ontology annotation, biological process: acetylcholine catabolic process; choline metabolic process.
AGAGAGGGGUGCUGCAAUGCUUAGACUCUUCCUUUGGUUGACCUUCCUGCUCCUCUCCCUUCUGGAACCCAAGACUUCUGCUGAAAAUGAGACUACAGUAGUCACCAGCAGUGGCCCUAUCCAGGGAAAGUAUCUCUCAGCUGGCUCAAGAAAUGUUACAGCCUAUCUGGGCAUCCCCUAUGCAGAACCCCCUGUGGGGAAAUUGCGUUUCCAGAAGCCUCUUCCCCAUAAACCAUGGAGACACAUCCUGGAAGCCACCAACUUUGGAAAUUCAUGCCCCCAAAUAGUUAUUUUUGGCACUCCUGAUUCUGCUAUAUUCAAUGCCAACACGCCCCGUUCAGAGGACUGUCUCUUCCUCAAUGUCUGGGUGCCCCAUCCCCGGCCCUCCACACCUGCUGCAGUCCUUGUCUGGAUCUAUGGUGGGGGAUUUUUUUUUGGCACAACUUCCCUGGUCAUAUAUGAUGGGGCAUUCUUAGCUGCUACUGAGAAUGUCAUUGUGGUCUCCAUGAAUUACCGUCUGGGAGCUCUAGGCUUCCUUUCAUUACCACCAGCUGCCCCAGGAAAUGUGGGCUUGUUUGACCAGCAGUUGGCUCUAAAAUGGGUGAGGGAGAAUGCAGCUGCUUUUGGAGGAGACCCGACUCGGAUAACCAUUUUUGGUGAAAGUGCAGGAGGAGCGAGUGUCAACUAUCACCUCCUCUCACCUGGGAGUCAGCCUCUAUUUGACCGUGCUGUGCUGCAGAGUGGAACAGCCAUUGCAACUUGGCCUUGGGUGAGUCCUGAGAAGGCAAAGAAGAAAGCCUUGGCCCUGGCCAAGGUGAUGGGCUGUACAGAAGGUGAGGACAGUGCCGUAGUGAGUUGCUUGCAGGGAAAGAGAAUAGAAGAAUUUCCAGAAUACAAGUUCUCAGCUGCCUUUCUUAGUAUUCACUUUGUACCAACAACAGAUGGAGAUUUCCUUCCUGAUGACCCACAGAAACUUGUGGACUCCGGGCACUUUCAGUCUAAGCCUAUGAUGAUUGGUAUCACCUCAGACGAAGGGUCCAUGUUUGUCUUUUAUGCAUUCAACAAUAGCCUUUUAACCUGGGAGCAGCUUUUGCAGGGGCUAAAGAUGACUCUACCCAAUACAACAGAAGACUUCAUCCAAUCCAUUGCUCUGAGGUACAGCGAAGCAGAACCGGAGGGUCCAGAACGCUAUCGUUCCGCCUUGUCCCAGGCCUGGGGUGAUUACCUCUUUGUAUGUCCAGCAAACAGAAUUGCCAUGGUGACUGCAAAGACAGGAAGCCCUGUGUAUGCGUACACUUUCACGCAUCGCAGCAUUGGCACUGUCUGGCCUGAAUGGAUGGGGUCACACCAUGAAGCUGAGCUCCCCUACAUUUUUGGAACUCUGACCUUAUUACCGGGAACCAAUGUAACUCACACAGAGGUGGAGUUAGAGCUAAUUUCCCGAGUGAUGCGGUACUGGGCAGAGUUUGCCAGAAGCAGCAAUCCCACUCCUUCAGAUGUCAGCGAGACAAAAUGGCCACCCUACAACCCUGCAGAGCAGAACUUCUUUCGCAUCAGCACAGAGCUGCCUCAAGUCAUGAAGCCCUCACCCACUUGGCUCUGCAGGUUUUGGAAGGCAUUCUUAGCAGAGACAUCAAGACCACAUCAGAUCUUUGCGGUGGAAGAUGAUCAGCUUCCAAAAGAUUAUGUUUUGGCAAGUCCAGAAGAUGGUAAAAAGCAAGAACCGUGA